Actinia tenebrosa (Australian red waratah sea anemone) is the source of this 915-nucleotide messenger RNA. Its product is annotated as coiled-coil domain-containing protein 43. NCBI's taxonomy places the organism in Eukaryota, Metazoa, Cnidaria, Anthozoa, Actiniaria, Actiniidae. The record is from RefSeq and is a predicted model, not a curated record.
GCACCAGAUCCAACAUGGAGGUCGAAAGUGGUGGCGACUUCGAACAAUGGUUGUGCUUAAAACUAAAGCAUUUAGGACUCGAUGAAGAGGUCUUUGGCAGCUAUGUUACUGGAGUUCUUGACGAGGAAGACUCUAACGAUGACGAUCGCCAGGAAGCGUUGGUUGGGAUCCUAGACGGAAUGACGGAAGCACCAGUUGAAGAAGUUUCUGAUGAAAUCCUGUCACGGUGGAAAAUAUCAAGAGCUGAUGUUAUAAAGAAAAGACAGCUUGAUAAAGAACAAGAAGUUGCCGAUAAGAGAAACAAGCUUGCCCAAAUAAUGGAGAAACAGGCAUCCACUCUAUCAACUGCCAAACCAGCCAAGCAAGUAGACGCUGAACUCAAAAGAAAGCUGCUGAAUGAGUAUGGCCAUCAGUCUGAAGAAGAAAAUUAUUCUGACAGCGAAGAUGAAGUUGAAACACUUGAAGCACGUGUCCCACCUCGACUAACUGGCAACGAACAAGAUCUCUUUAAAAAUACCAAUUCUCAAGCUGUUCAAGAGAAAGAAAGAGAAAAACGUGAGAAAGAAAAAAAGGAAAGUGAACAGAAAAAACAGCAAAUCAAGGACGCCAAAGAAAAACAGAAGCAAAAAAAUGACGACAGAAAAGAGAAAGAGAAAAAGAGGACUCAAAAAGGAGAAAGACGAAGAUGACAGGAUCAGUAAAGUAAUUAUUAAUAAAUAACAAAGUAUAAAACUAGGGAUGCUUUACUGCUUUAUCGAAGGAAGUGAAGUCUGGCAGAUCUGAGUAGUCUUAGGGUGCUUACCAUUUACCAGGAAAAACCAGAAAUUCCAGUUGGAAAACAAAUGGCAUGCGUCAUUCUGAUAGGGAUUUUUGUUCGACUUUAUGAGUUUCUUUAAUAGCACCGAAACUACAAAA